AGAUGGAGUAACUUUCGACUCUUUCUUUUCUCAAUUGGAUUGGAAGCAAAAAUAGCUCAGAUUAAUUAAUUGUCUAAAUCAAAUUGAUGUUGUGUUAAUAGAAAAUUGAGUUUGAAAAUUUUGUGCCCAAUCAAUUAAAAUUUGGAUUAAUUUACAGCCGAUAAUCAAAUCAUAGCAAACAUGAGUGUUGACCCAACAAUCUCAAAAUUAGAUGAUCUCGAGAUCCUCGAGAAAAUUGGUAAAGGCCAAUUUUCCGUUGUGAUGAAAGGACGAUGUAAGAAAAGCGAUCAACAAGUGGCCCUGAAAAAAGUGUCAAUUUUUGAGAUGAUGGACUCAAAAUCGCGUCUCGAUUGUAUCAAAGAGAUCAAUUUAUUGCAACUUCUCAACCACCCGAACAUAAUCAAAUAUUUAGCUUCAUUCGUCGAGAACAAUGAGCUUUACAUCGUCCUGGAAUUAGCGGAUGCCGGUGAUCUUUCCCGAUUGAUUAAGUACUUCAAACAACAAGGUAAAUAUAUUCCAGAGAAAACGAUUUGGAAUUAUUUUGUUCAAAUUUGCGGAGCACUGGACCAUAUGCACUCGAAGCGGGUGAUGCACCGAGACAUUAAGCCCGCUAACGUUUUCAUCACUUCCCAAGGAGUAAUCAAACUGGGCGAUUUAGGAUUAAGCCGAUUCUUUUCAACUCGAACCAAUGAUGUCCACUCACUCGUUGGAACACCAUAUUAUAUGUCACCCGAAAGAAUCCACGAGUCGGGUUACAAUUUUAAAUCGGACAUUUGGUCACUCGGUUGUUUACUUUACGAAAUGGCUGCGCUUCAAUCUCCCUUUUAUGGUGAGAAACGUAAUCUUGUCUCUCUCUGUAAAAAGAUUGAGAAUUGUGAUUAUCCACCAUUACCCAGUAAUCUUUACUCAAAAGAUUUAAGAAGUUUAAUCGCUGCUUGUCUUAAUCCCGAUCCCGCUAAAAGGCCAGAUAUCGAUGAGAUUUACAAGAUCGCCCGAAACAAGACAACACUAUCAAGUAAACCAUUCAAACGACUUUGUAAUCUUUUCUCAAAGUGAUUCCAAUUGUUACAAUCAACUUUUUUUUUGCUCGUUUCUUUAGGAUCAUCUUUAAUUCAUCUCAUAUUUUUAAUCGUUUACAAUCAAAAUUCAUUAUAAAUAUUGUCUAUUAUUAUUAUUACAACUAGUCAAA
Panonychus citri (citrus red mite) is the source of this 1189-nucleotide messenger RNA. RefSeq names its product serine/threonine-protein kinase Nek7-like. The coding region runs from base 181 to 1056 and encodes 291 amino acids. Gene Ontology annotation, biological process: protein phosphorylation. Lineage: Eukaryota; Metazoa; Arthropoda; Arachnida; Trombidiformes; Tetranychidae. The record is from RefSeq and is a predicted model, not a curated record. Gene Ontology annotation, molecular function: ATP binding; protein kinase activity. The transcript is spliced from 2 exons.